Messenger RNA from Egretta garzetta (little egret), 873 nucleotides. RefSeq names its product olfactory receptor 4D1-like. Gene Ontology annotation, biological process: G protein-coupled receptor signaling pathway. Gene Ontology annotation, cellular component: membrane. Gene Ontology annotation, molecular function: olfactory receptor activity; G protein-coupled receptor activity. The record is from RefSeq and is a predicted model, not a curated record. NCBI's taxonomy places the organism in Eukaryota, Metazoa, Chordata, Aves, Pelecaniformes, Ardeidae.
AUGCUGCAGUAUAUUCUCUUUCCAACUUUCCUCAUAGUCUAUGCAAUGACUUGGCUUGGAAACGUCCUCAUCAUCACCACAGUAAUCAUAGAUCAACAGCUCCAAAAGCCUAUGUACAUUUUGUUGGGAAAUUUAGCCUUCAUAGACCUAAGUGAAUCCUCAGUGACUUUGCUCAAAAUGCUAUGGGACCUCCUGUCUGAGGUUAAGACCAUUAGUUUUUGGGGAUGCAUUACACAGAUGUUUUUCUUCCAUUUCACAGGAGGUGCUGUGGCCAUCCUCCUCAUAGUGAUGGCUCUAGAUCAGUAUGUGGCUCUCCAUAAACCUUUGCAGUACCUAAACAUUAUGAAUCACAACACUCUCCUCGGGCUGAUAGCAGGAGCAUGGGUAGGGGGGUUUGUUCAUUCUAUUGUGCAGGUAGCACUGGUCACUCAGUUGCCGUUCUGUGGACCAAAUUUUCUAGACAACUUCUACUGUGAUGUCCCACAGGUAAUCAAACUGGCUUGUACAGAUAUCUAUGUGGUUGAGCUACUCAUGGUGUCCAGUAGCGGACUGCUUACAAUCCAUCUGAUAGUGUUGUAUGCUGCCAUCCUGAUCAAAAUUAGGAAUCAUAUCACAAAGCACAAAGCCUUUUCUACUUGUGGAGCUCAGGUUGCAGUUGUGAGCAUCCAUUUUGUACCCUGCAUCUUCAUCUAUGUGCAUCCAUUCCGAAAGGUUGUGGUGGACAAAGCCAUGUCGUCUCUUUAUACACUCAUCACUCCAAUGCUUAAUCCCAUGAUCUACACACUGAGGAACAUGGAGAUGAAGAAUGCCAUCAAUAGAUUACUCAACAACAUCUUUUUCAGGAUGAGAAAUUCAUGGCUGUCCUUUCCUUAG